Messenger RNA from Geosmithia morbida, 1908 nucleotides. RefSeq names its product putative flavoprotein CzcO associated with the cation diffusion facilitator CzcD. The transcript has 2 exons. The record is from RefSeq and is a predicted model, not a curated record. NCBI's taxonomy places the organism in Eukaryota, Fungi, Ascomycota, Sordariomycetes, Hypocreales, Bionectriaceae. Bases 1 to 1908 code for a protein of 635 amino acids.
AUGGCCAUCGGAACACAGGAACCCGUAGACGUGGACCGUGAGAAGCUACGGGCUAUCCGAGAAAAGUAUGACCAGGAAGCUGCCAAAAGACUCAGGCCCGAUGGCUCCGCACAGUUUGUGCAGCUGGCAGGGGCAGACGAAGAACGGCUUCGCUUCCUAGCUGAAGACCCAUGGGUAGAUCAUGAAUCGUUGAAUGCUCGGGAGUCACCCAUCAACAGCAAUUCCGUAUACAAGUACUUCGCGGUGGGGGCGGGUUAUGGAGGCCUUCAAUUCGCCAUCCGUCUCAUCGAGCGAGGAAUCGCCACACCCGACGACAUUCGCCUUGCCGACGCCGGUGGUGGGUUUGGGGGCACAUGGUAUUGGAACAGAUUUCCGGGCCUCCAUUGCGACGUCGAGAGCUACAUCUACAUGCCCCUUCUUGAAGAGACAGGAUACAUACCGACAAAGAAAUACGCCCCGGGCGAGGAAAUUCGAUUGUACGCAGAACGCAUCGCGGCACGGUGGGGCUUAUCCGACAAAGUGCUGUUCCGUUCCAACGUCAGAAGCAUCAGAUGGGACGACCAGGUACAGCUCUGGACAAUCAACGUCCUGCAGGGACGGGGGCCGUCGGCCGCACCAAUCGAAAUCGAAUUCCGUGCUGAAUACGUCUAUCUUGCCGCCGGCGUUCUGACGCGGCCACAGAUCCCCAGCAUCCCUGGCCUGAUGUCCUUCUCCGGGCCUAUCUUCCAUACCGCUCGCUGGAACUACGCGGUAUCCGGAGGCUCUCCCUCCAACCAGGUUCUCGAAGGUCUCAGGGGGAAGAGGGUUGGCGUCGUCGGUACUGCCGCUACCUCAAUCGCUGUCGUUCCCGAAGUCGCCAAGUACGCCGGGGAGCUCUUCGUCAUCCAGCGGACGCAGGCCUAUGUCAAGGCGCGCGGACAGCAUGAUACGGAUCCCCAAGAAUUCAGGUUCCUCACCAACUCCGCCAGGCCGGGAGAGGAAAACCUGAUCAAGGACGAGUGGACGACUAUGCCUGCUUAUUCGGCCCUGAUGGGAUCGCCCAGUCACGGGAUAGUCGACCCGGCGCCAGACAGCAUCGAAAGACUUGUCGAGGCAUUCCACAUCAUGGACCUACCUCAUAUGGAAGCCAUCAGGGACAGGGUUGAUAAGCUCGUCAAGGACCCGGACACGGCCGCAAAGCUCAAGCCAUGGUAUCCCUCGUGGUGCAAGCGGCCGACGUUCAGCGACGCGUACCUGCAGGCUUUCAACCAGCCCAACGUCCACCUCGUCGACACGGACGGGAAGGGUCCAUCCAGGGCAACUGACGGGGGGCUGGUGGUUGGCGACAAGGAAUACCCACUUGACAUCAUCAUAUUCGGCACCGGGUACAACAUCGCGGGACGAGGGAGCGGGAGCCCUGCAACUCGGACAGGUGUCGAGAUUGUAGGCAGAAACGGUCGGUCCCUGGAUGACAAGUGGAAAGAGGGCGGUGCCGCUACUCUGCACGGCUAUGCCACCAACGGGUUCCCUAACCUCUUCUUCUCGGGCACCUCCCAGGCUACGGUGACGGGUAACAAUGUGUGGAUGCUAGGCCUCAUUGCCGAGCAUGUCACAUUCAUCAUAGCACAGGCGCAGCGUCGUGUCGGCCCCGAUCGGCGGGCAAUCCUCGAGGUCACCAGGGAAGCUGAAGAAGCUCACACGGCGGAGGUGGUGAGACGGGCCCCCUUCUUCUCGGCCCUUGCAGGAUGCACACCGGGCUACUUCAACGGACACGGUGACGCUACCCUGGUUACAGACCCCAAGGAGAAACAGAAGAGGGCACGCAACGUGGUGUGGUCGGAGGGUACUGUAUCCUUCCUUGAGUAUAUCCAGAAGUGGCGAGACGAAGGGUCGCUCAAGGGAGUGGACAUUGUUCCAGCUCGGGAUUGA